Molecule: messenger RNA, 2764 nt
Organism: Puccinia graminis f. sp. tritici CRL 75-36-700-3
Lineage: Eukaryota; Fungi; Basidiomycota; Pucciniomycetes; Pucciniales; Pucciniaceae
Exons: 14
Coding region: 189-2414 (741 amino acids)
Biological process (GO): intracellular protein transport; vesicle-mediated transport
Cellular component (GO): membrane coat
Molecular function (GO): clathrin binding
Source: RefSeq, a predicted model, not a curated record
CAAGCUCAACCAGCAGCAACCAACUCCAGACAACUUCUUCAAGAAACCACUUCAGAAAAACGAAACCCAAUCCAUCACAACCAGAACCGAUCGAGCAAGCAAAAUCAGACCAGUAUCAUCAUCACUCAGGAGAGAGAAAAACACCAGUCCCACCACCACCACCACUCCAAAAACACACCACACACGUCAUGGCUACCAAGCCUAGACUGUUCACGGCUUCCAAGAAAGGCGAAAACUACGAACUUCGCGCAGGGCUUAAUUCCCAAUACGCCGAUCAGAGGAAAGAUUCUAUCAAACGAGUCAUCGCUAACAUGACCGUCGGAAAAGAUGUGAGCGGCUUGUUUCCUGACGUUUUGAAAAACAUGCAAAGCGACGACCUCGAGCAGAAAAAAUUGGUCUACCUCUAUCUCAUGAACUACGCUAAAUCUCAUCCUGAUCUGGUCAUUCUAGCCGUCAAUACGUUCGUCAAGGACACCGAAGAUCCGAACCCGUUGAUUAGGGCCUUAUCGAUCCGGACGAUGGGUUGUCUGAGGGCAGAGAAGAUACUCGAUUACGUCUGCGACCCACUGCGUAAAUGUCUUCAAGAUGAUAACCCUUAUGUGCGCAAGACGGCUGCGAUCGGGGUAGCCAAACUGUACGACUUGAAGCCCUCAUUAGCACUCGAGAAUGGGUUUGUGGGCCAGCUGAAGGAAAUGGUUGCCGAUAGCAAUCCUAUGGUGGUGGCCAAUGCUGUGACGGCCCUGACAGAAAUUCACGAGUCGGCAAUCGCAAACGAUCCUGCAGAGGGCGUCUUCAUACUCGACUCGGCGGUCAUUCAGAAACUGUUGGUCGCAUUGGGCGAAUGUACCGAGUGGGGCCGGAUCGCCCUCUUGGGAGCAAUCGCCAAAUACCGUGCAACGGACGCUAAAGACGCUGAGCAGAUCUGCGAAAGAGUCGUCCCGCAAUUCCAACACGCUAAUGCUAGUGUGGUUCUCGCCGCUAUCAAGGUUAUCAUGAUCCAUUUUAGGGAAGUCCGAAGGGAAGAAUUUGUCAAACAAAUCAUGAGGAAAAUGGCACCCCCUUUAGUUACGUUGGUAUCAUCCGCACCUGACGUGCAAUGGGUUGCACUAAGAAACAUCAACCUGAUUCUGCAAAGGAAGCCGGACAUACUCCAAAACGAGAUGCGAGUAUUCUUUUGUAAAUACAAUGAUCCGGCAUAUGUGAAGGUAGAAAAACUAGACAUCAUGGUCAAAUUGGUUACAGAGAAGACGGUCGAUACGCUCCUGAGUGAACUGAAAGAAUAUGCCUCAGAAGUAGAUGUCGAGUUUGUCCGCAAAGCCGUCCGUGCCAUCGGCCAGUGUGCAAUCAAGAUCGACGACGCCGCCGAACGAUGUGUCAAUGUCUUGCUGGACCUGAUCUCGACUCGAGUGACAUAUGUAGUUCAAGAAGCGAUCAUCGUCAUCAAAGAUAUCUUUCGUAAAUAUCCGUCUCGGUAUGAAGGCAUCAUUCCCACGCUUUGCGCUAAUUUGGACGACUUGGACGAGCCUGAAAGCAAGGCUUCUUUGAUCUGGAUCUUGGGCGAUUACGCGGAAAAAAUCGACAAUGCCGACGAGAUCUUGGCUACCUUUCUUGACACUUUUGUCGACGAUCCUUUUCCAGUUCAAUUACAAACGCUGACUGCGAUCGUCAAGCUGUUCUUGAAGAAACCCGAGGGCGCUCAAAGUCUGGUCCAGAAAGUCUUGUCCUUGGCUACUAAAUCUAGCGACAGUCCCGACAUCAGAGAUCGGGCUUAUAUCUAUUGGAGGUUAUUGUCUACUGAUCCUGAGGCGACCAAAAGUGUGGUAUUGAAAGCACGGCCGAUGAUUUCGUUGCAAUCGUCGUUAGUCUCGCCGGCACUAUUGGAGGAAUUAAUCGACGAGAUCUCGACCUUAGCUUCCGUUUUCCAUAAACCUGCCGAGACGUUUAUUGGCAGGGGAAGGUUGGGGGCCGAUGAAGUCCAACGAAAAGCAAACGAGAGGGAAGAGGAUUUCUCAAGAGAACGAGCGAUCGCGACGGUUGUGCAAGGCCAGAAUGCGGAGAACCUGUUAGACUUUGAUGAUGAUCCGAUCGAAGGAGCCGGGGUUGUGGGUGUCGGUGUUGGAGGAGGAGGAGGAGGAGGGUCAGGGUCGAAUGGGCUGAUGAUGGGUGGCGGGGGCUUGGGCUCUGCAGCAACAUCAUCAUCCACGGCCCAUCGUCCGGCUAGCUCGACAAACCCCUUGGACGACUUGUUGGGCUUGUUCGACUCUAACUUGGCCCUCAAUCCUUCCCCCUCUGGGCUCCCCCAAAUCGCCCCUUCCUCCCUCCCCGCUUCCGCUAUCCCCUCCUCUUCCUCUAAGAUUGGCUUUAAUAAUCUCAAUUCUUCGGAUCUUAAUGAUGAUCCGUUUGGACUUUUAUAAUCUUAUUUCAUCCUUCCUUUAUUUUUUUCUUUUCUUUUAUUGUUUUUUUUUUGUUGUGUUGAUGAUGAUGAUGAUGAUUGAAAAAUAAAAUGUAUUUGCCUUUACUUGGCUUUCCCGAUUUAUUUUUUCUCCCAAGUAUUUCUUCCCCUCCUCCCCUUCCCUACUGUCCUUUUUUUGUUCAUUGAUCAUGGGUUCUUUGCGUCUGAUUUAUUAUUAGUUUUUUUUUUUUUUUUUUUUGGUGGUGAUUAUUGCAACUAUAAAAGCGUGUGCAGUCGGGCGCUACAGUACUUAUAAGUGGAGGUCUGUAUCUAUUCAAGACUGCAUUGAAUAUGAAUAUGAUGCAAAAAUGC